Molecule: messenger RNA, 4843 nt
Organism: Pogoniulus pusillus (Red-fronted tinkerbird)
Lineage: Eukaryota; Metazoa; Chordata; Aves; Piciformes; Lybiidae
Gene: COL20A1
Product: collagen type XX alpha 1 chain
Exons: 40
Coding region: 86-4507 (1473 amino acids)
Molecular function (GO): protein binding
Source: RefSeq, a predicted model, not a curated record
CCGCGGUGUAAGAAUGUAGCUGGAUUUGUCUCACCUCCCGCCUGACUCCAGGGACAGUCACUUCACUCCGGAGGUCCUGCUCACCAUGCUGCUCCACACCUGCUUCUUCUUUGCCUGCCUGCCUGUGGCAAGCCAUGUCUGGGGACGAGUGGGCCAAGGGUCAGGCCGGCUGAAGCUCACUGUCCUUUCAGAAGACAGGCUCCAGAUGAAGUGGAAGGAGUCUGAAGGCAACACCAAUGGCUACAAGGUUCGGGUAAAGCCCAUGGCAGGGGACUCGGAACAAGAAGUCAUGCUGAAAACCAAGACUCCCAAAGCCACAGUGGGGGGGCUGAGCCCUACCAAGGAAUACACACUGCAGGUCUAUGUACUCAAUGGCUCCCAGGAAGCCUUGUUUGCCAAGAGGAAAUUUGUGAUAGAGGAACUAAAAAAUGCAUCCCAGACUAGGAAUAAUCGAAGGAACUCAGGAGCUGCAUCAGGAAAGAAUCUCACCUCUUCGGGGAGCUCAGCAGCUGAGCACAGUGAGGUGGCAGAGCCCACCCCACCACCUUUCAACACCAUCUUGACCCAGCCAGCAAAAGACAGAACUGAAAAGAAGAGGCAGAAGGGGACCCAGACAAAGGGCUCAGGAGAAAGCAUGAGGAACCAGCCCAGUGCAGAGGGCAGUGUGGCAGAAGCAACAGCAGCACCCACGAGAGCAUCCCAACGCACUCCUACAAACCCAGAGCGAGAGGCUCUAGGAAAAGAGAAGCCUACAAAGGAUUCACUGAAGCAAGGUUCCCAGUUCCAGUGUGACACACCUGCAGUGCUUGAUGUUGUCCUGCUUGUGGAUGGAUCCUGGAGCAUCGGACGCAACAAUUUCAAGCUCAUCAAGGACUUCCUCAGCAAUUUGAUUUCCCCAUUCAGUAUUGGCCAAGACAAGAUGAGAGUAGGGCUGUCCCAGUACAGCAGUGAUCCCCGCACAGAGUGGGAGCUGAGCACUUACUCAACGAGGGACCAAGUGCUGGAGGCCCUGAGGAACUUGCGCUACAAGGGUGGCAACACCUUCACAGGUCUGGCACUGACCCACGUCCUGGAGCACAACCUGAAACCAGAUGCUGGUGCCCGGCUGGAGGCUGACAAGUUGGUGAUCCUCCUGACUGAUGGCAAAUCCCAGGAUGAUGCCAACCUGCCUGCUCAGACCCUGAAAAACCUGGGCAUAGAGAUAUUUGCUAUUGGGGUGAAGAACGCAGACGAGGCAGAGCUGAAGCAGGUGGGCUCAGAGCCGCUGGAGCUCACCGUGCACAACGUGCUGGACUUCCCGCUGCUGAGCUCGCUGGGGGGCAGGCUCAGCAGGCUCCUCUGCGCCAGGCUCAAGGAGAAGAGCAACAAGGAAACUGCAGGCAGCACUGUGAAAGACCUCCCUGUGAACACAGGGCCCCAGCUGAGCCCAAGUGACCUGAAAAUAUCAGCUGUGACCUCCAAGAGCAUGCACUUGACCUGGAGUCCUCCUCUGAGAGCACCAAAGAAGUAUCAGAUUGUGUAUUACCCAUCUAAGGGUGGUGCCCCCAGAGAGGUGGUUUUAGAUGGAGCAGUCUCCUCUUUCCAGCUCUCUAAUCUGACCUCCCACACGGAGUACCUGGUGUCAGUGUUUCCUGUUUAUGACACAGCUGUUGGGGAUGGACUGAGAGGUGUCGCCUCCACAUUGCCUUUGUCUUCUCCUCGCUCCCUGCGUGUCUCUGAGCUGAGCCACAACAGCAUCAGGCUGAGCUGGAAGGCUGCCCAGGGAGCCACGCAGUACCUGGUGCUCUGCUCUGCUGCCCCUGAUGGAGCAGAGGACUAUACAAUGGAGGUGAAGGUGGCCCAGCCUGAGGUGCUGCUGGAAGGGCUGUCACCCAACACGGAGUACUCUGUGGCGGUGUACGCGAUGCACGGGGAGGACGCGAGUGACCCAGCCAGCAUCCAGGAAACCACCCUGGCCUUGAGUCCUCCAAGGUACCUGAGCUUCUCCGAGCUGAGCCACGCGUCCGUGCGAGUCAGCUGGGAGGCUGCGUCGGCGGCUGUGAGAGCUCACCAUCUGGCCUAUGUUUCUAGCAGAGGGAGCAAUGCUGGGGAGCUGGAGGUUCCUGGCACCGCCACAUCUGCUGUCCUCAGACCAUUGUCAUCCCUCACCCAAUACUUCAUCAGCGUCAGAUCCACGUAUGACGAAGGCGACUCCCUUCCAAUUACUGGCAACAUUACCACCUUAAAGGUCCCCCCACCGCGUGCCCUGAAGGUCACUGAGCUCGCUGGGAACAGCCUCCGACUGCAGUGGGAAGCUGUUGCUGCCUCUGAUGUGGUUGUCUAUCAGAUCAAGUGGAGCACAGUUAGUGGAGAGAAGCCUCAGGAGCUCUCCAUUGCUGGAAAUGUGGCCACUGCUGUCCUGCCAGGCUUGCAGAAGAACACAGACUAUAAGAUAUCCAUCUGGGCCUAUUACAAAGAUGGUGCUCGAAGUGACACUGUUUCUGUGCAGCACAGGACCAAUUCCAGGAGCCCACCCACCAACCUCUUCAUUGACUCUGAGACCCCCAGCAGCCUCCAGAUCCACUGGACCCCUCCAGAUGGCCGUGUCCAGCACUACAAGAUCACCUACCACCCUGUUUCUGAUGUUGGUGCUCAGCAAACAAUCAUGGCUUCUGGCAAAAGCAGCAGCCUGACCCUGCAGUCGCUGCUGCCUGAUCGAGCCUACAGGGUGAUGAUUUCUGCCGUCCACUACACAGGAGAGAGCGAGAGCACAUCCACGACGGGCAGGACAGCUCCUGUGUUGUCUAAAUUCCCUUCAACACGAGGAUUUGCUCCAUCCAAAGCAGAGGCCUGCCCCAUCAUCAGCUCCACCAAAGGCUCCACUCGAGGGUUUGAUAUGAUGGAAGUUUUUGGCUUAGUAGAGAAGGAAUAUGCCUCCAUUAAAGGGGUAGCUAUGGAGCCAUUCAUAUUUGCUGGUUCCCGAACCUUCACCCUCUUCAGAGAUAUCCAGCUCACCCAGAGGACCAGUGAUGUCCACCUCUUUGCAAUCCCACCUGAGCACACCAUCACCAUCCUCCUGCGCCUCCUCCCUGACACCCCCAAGGAACCCUUUGCCGUGUGGCAAGUCACAGACGAGGACUUCCAGCCCCUUCUUGGGGUUAACCUUGACCCCAGUAAGAAAACCUUGACCUAUUUCAAUCAUGACUACAAGGCUGAUUUACAGGAGGUCUCCUUUGACCAGCAGGAAGUGAAGAAGAUAUUCUAUGGGAGCUUUCAUAAGGUGCACUUGGCUGUCAGCCACUUCAAGGUCAAACUCUACCUGGACUGCAAGAAACUAGCAGAGAAGCCUCUCAACAGCCUCGGCAGCAUCUCCACCGCCGGCUUCAUCAUGCUGGGAAAGGUGACCAGGACCAGAGGACCCAGGAGUGGAUCUGCAUCGUUCCAGCUGCAGUCCUUGCAGAUCACCUGCAGCAGCACAGGGGCAGAAGAAGACAGAUGCUGUGAUCUCCCUGCGCUGAGAGAUGAGGAGACCUGCCCUACCUUAGCUCCUGUCUGCUCCUGUACUUCUGGUCACCCAGGUUUGCCAGGACCUCCAGGCCCUCCUGGCAGCCCUGGGAGGAGAGGACCUCAAGGGGAGCAGGGGCAGCCAGGACCCAAGGGUGAACCAGGCCCACCUGGACAAGUAGGGCCAGAGGGUCCCAGUGGCCAGCAAGGCUCUCCAGGUUCCCAAGGAAUCACAGUUCAGGGUCCUGUGGGGCCACCAGGAAUUAAAGGAGAGAAAGGAGACACUGGAAGCCCUGGCAUGCAGGGCAUUCCUGGCGUGCAGGGAGCUCCAGGCAAGGAUGGUCUCCAAGGUGCCAAGGGGGUGAGAGGGCUAGAAGGAACUGCUGGACCUCCAGGACCUCCUGGACCAAGGGGUUUCCAAGGAGUGACAGGCUCCAGAGGCAGCAGUGGAGAGAAGGGACCUCCAGGUGACAUUGGGCCAACAGGGCUGCCUGGUCCAAAAGGAGAAAGAGGAGAAAAAGGGGAACCACAAUCCUUGGCCACCAUUUACCAGCUCGUUAGCCAGGCUUGUGAGAGGAUGAUUCAAACUCACGUGUUGAAAUUUGACUCAUUCAUUCAUGAACAUGCAAGGAAGCCUGUUCCUGUUUGGGAAGAAACAUUAAAGCCAGGAGAACCAGGACCACCAGGUCCUCCAGGUUCCCCUGGGAGCAAUGGAGAAAGAGGAGAAAGUGGCAUCCCUGGACAGCCAGGCAAAGAUGGGUAUCCUGGAGAAAGAGGUGCUCCAGGGCCCAAAGGAGAAAAAGGGAUGGCUGGAGUCAAUGAGGAAGGUGUCCAAGGACCCAGAGGCAGAACAGGUCCACCAGGAGAAGUUGUGCUGGGGAAACCAGGUCCAAAAGGUUCUCCUGGGAAUGCUGGUCCUCAAGGUUUUCCUGGUGUCAGAGGGCAGCCUGGGCAGCCUGGGUAUCCAGGGGGUUGUGAUACCUCUGGAUGCUAUGGGGCAGGUAGAAGAGAUUUCAUCCCCUGACAGCUGAUGAGCAGGCAGCGGCAGAUGUUUCCUUGCUCUGAAAAACCUCUGGGUGAAAGCUCCACCGACUCCAAGAGAAGCAGCAACCUGAACAGCAAAUGUGUCUUUUCAAAUGCCCCAUCCUUUCUAUAUGGAGAAGUCAAUCAAACACCCAAAGCCACCGAACCAGCCUGCCUUCAGAUGAGUCAUUCAUCUGCUCUGCAGCACUGCAGUGUUCAAACUCACGUCGCGUGUCCCACCCCGAGAGAAAGCCAGAGGUGCAGGCUGGCAGACUUGGAAGGAAAAGAAAUGAUGUGUUGUUGAAGCUCUCAGAAAUUACAGAUCAUUUUUUGCCCA